Messenger RNA from Trichobilharzia regenti, 2967 nucleotides. The record is from the annotation of a GenBank genome assembly. NCBI's taxonomy places the organism in Eukaryota, Metazoa, Platyhelminthes, Trematoda, Strigeidida, Schistosomatidae.
AUGAUGCCUGACCGGUCUUAUAGUCAGGCAAAUAGUUCUGAUGACAGUCAUGUAAUGUCAAAUACGACCAGCUUCUGUGAACUCACUGAUCAUGUAUGUGCUGCUGAUAACAGUCUCAGUCGUCUUUCACCACCAUCUGCUACUUUUUUAAUUCAUGGAUCAGAAAUGUCUCACCAUGCUCCUGCUCCUCCAGUCCGAUCUUCAAGUACACUGCGAAAGAAGGAUAAGACCGUUUUACCCCCGUCAAAGCCGUUGCCAACUCCACCAGGAAAGGAAGAGAAGAAAAAGAAAAAGAAGGUGAAAAUGUUCCGUUUUCCAAAAUUUGGCCGAUCAGAAAAGCCUGAACCACAAAUAUCCGGUCCAACUGAAGUUACGCAUAAUUUGCAUGUAGCAUUUGAUAAGUCAACAGGCGAAAUUAAGGGUCUCCCAGCAUCAUGGCAAAUGCUUUUAACAGCAUCAAAUAUCUCGCGUACAGAACAAGAGAAAAAUCCAGAAAUUCUUCUCGGUGUCCUUCAGUGUUUUGAUGAAUCAGCUAAACACAAAGAUAAAUAUAUGACAAAUGUAUCUGUUCUUACAAACUCAUCUGGUUCUGUUGAAUCAAUGAAUUCCAAUUCUCGAUCAUGUUCUGUUUCAUCACAAAGUAUGCCAAUGGUUCCUAGUCAUUGUGAUAUAAACUGUAUGCACUCACCAUCCUAUCCACCAGCUGCAUUUAAUUCUACAACAUCAAUAUCUCCACCGAAUUCAGGUGAAGAAAACUUGAUUAUGUCAAUGGCUGAAACUAAUUUAACCGGAAUGGCUAUACCGUCUAGCGGAUUGCCAACAACUACACAUUCUUGUGCUGGUAGUACUAGCAGUGGUCGUGGUAGUAGUUGUACGACGAAUAGUGGAAGUGUUGGUGGUGGUCGUGGUGUAAGCGGUGGUGUUCCAAAUGGUUUAAGUGCUGCAAGUUUAGUAGAAUUAACUUCAAGUCAUUCACAUGGAUGUCAAUUAGGUCCUGGGAGAAGAACAAGUACAGGUGGUGCAGUAUUUCUGGGUAGUCCAACUCGUGCAUUUGGUGGACGUGCAAGUGGUUCAACAAUACCUGAAAUGUCACCUGCACUUGGUAAUCAUAGAGGUAUUAGUGAUACAGGGGAUAUUGCACGUUCUGGACCGAAUUCUAUGAUAUCAUCAUCAGCUAAUUCAGGAACUUUAACAAAUGGCCAACUUCUUAAUCAUAGUCGUCAUGCUAGAGAUACAAAUUUUGUCGGUGAUAAUCAUAAUGGUCAUGCUGCAGCUUCUGUACCUAUUCUUCCAAUUACAUCUGGUGUUAGUCUGGGUGGACUUAGUAGUAGUCGUAGCAGCGGUUGUUCACUCUCCUGUUCAGGUGCUAGUGGAAAUGUCAGCAUAUCUGGUCUAGCCAAUUCUAUCAGUAUGGUUGGACAUUUAAUUAAUGGUACAAAUAGUAGUAGUGGUAGUAGUCCAACAAGUGCACUUCCACCGAGUAUGCUACCAUCACAGUCAACUUCUUCAGCAUUUAACAAUAAUUGUUGUUCAUUUGGAUCUUAUCCACCAUCAACAUCCUCAUCAUCUCCGCCGCCACCGCCUGUUCCACCGCAUGCAACAGCUGUUAUAAGAAAUUUAGAAUAUUCUGAAAAUUCUGUAAAUAAUAUUAAUAAUAAUAAUAACCUUGAUAUUGGUAGUGUUAAAGAAGAAGGUACAUUAAGACAUACUUCUUCAUCAUUUAAUACCAAUAAUAAUAAUAAUUCAAUGCCUCCUCAAUCUCGAGAAGAUUUAUUAGUUCCUGAAUCGUGUAUGAUGGUCGGUGGUACAUUUUCUGAUGAUGAUGACGACGAAGAAGACGGCGAAGAAGAAGAGGAGGAGGAAGACGAAGAGGACGAUGAAGAAGGUGUAGUGGUCGAAGCUGAGGAGGAAGAAGAAGACGAUAGUGAAAUAGAUGAACAAAGUGAAUUAAGCAAUAAUGAGAUUACUACAUCUCAAGUCACUGUGGAAUGGAUGACAAGCAGUGAAACGGGAAGUAAUUUACCCACACCAAUGACAAUGUCAAAAGAAUCUGAACAUGCUAUUAUAAACGAAAUUGCUGACAAUCGAAAUGGUGGAAUGACUGCGUCAAAUCGAACAAAUUCUUCACCUACUACUACUACUACUACAGAGAACGUAACUACUAUAAAUACUGGUAAAGACAAUGCAACAAUGAAGGCUCAACCAAUGAAUUCUGAACGAAUGAUUCCACCAACUGUUCCUGUAAAACCACAAGGCUUAACUCAAGUAUUUCGUACACAACAACAACAACAACACCAACAGCAACAAGCCAAGAUACAACCUCUACUCGUCAAUAACUCUGCUGCACCACAUCAACUUUAUAAAAAAAUUGAUCCUUCUGUGAAUACUUCUAUUGCUACAACAGCAACUACUGGUGUUGCUGUGUCUGCUACGACUGCUACGAAUACUCCUACCACUGUUGCUACAGCUGUUGAAGAUGUUGUAAAGUCUACUACACCAAGUGCACCAAGACGUCGUACAGGGAAUCAUCGAUUAACAGAUCAACAAGUACAUGAUAAACUAAGAGCUAUUGUUAGUAAAGGUGAUCCAUAUAAGAAAUAUCGUAUGGUAGAUAAGAUUGGACAAGGUGCAUCUGGUGUUGUAUAUAGUGGAUAUGAAGUAGCCACUGGUAAUUUAGUGGCUAUUAAACAAAUGAACCUAGCUCAACAACCUAAAAAAGAGUUGAUCAUCAAUGAAAUUCUAGUCAUGAAGGCUAAUCGUCAAGCAAAUAUUGUAAAUUAUCUUGAUAGUUAUCUAGUAUCUACAUCAGUCCCUUCCAGUAUGGAUCCUCAUAAUAAUCAUAACAAUAACAAUAGUGUGAAUGGUUCAAAUCAUAAAAAUCAACAAAAUCAUAAUGAUAGUCUUAAUUCAUCAACGCAUAGUGGUUCUGGUAAUUCAUCAUCAAAAAGCGAAGAAUUAUGGUUGUAA